Neopelma chrysocephalum (saffron-crested tyrant-manakin) is the source of this 2728-nucleotide messenger RNA. It is a transcript of the gene NRBP1, whose product is annotated as nuclear receptor binding protein 1. The transcript has 19 exons. Gene Ontology annotation, biological process: endoplasmic reticulum to Golgi vesicle-mediated transport; protein phosphorylation; intracellular signal transduction. The coding region runs from base 90 to 1961 and encodes 623 amino acids. Gene Ontology annotation, cellular component: cytoplasm; endomembrane system. Gene Ontology annotation, molecular function: protein kinase activity; ATP binding. The record is from RefSeq and is a predicted model, not a curated record. NCBI's taxonomy places the organism in Eukaryota, Metazoa, Chordata, Aves, Passeriformes, Pipridae.
CCCGCCCGGCGCGUUACGCAGCGCGGCGGUUGCGGCGGGGACGCGCUCGGGGCCAGGAGGUGCCGCAGGCCCGGGUGUGCGACCGCAGCAUGUCGGAAGGCGAGUCCAAGCAGGUGCCGAGCAGCGGCUCGGACCCCAAGCCGGAGCCCGCGUCGUCUGGCCCGGGGAUGACCUCGGUGUCUGCGCCGGUGACUUCCGCGGCGCCCCCGGAGGAGGAGGAGGAGGAGGAGAGCGAGGACGAGUCCGAGAUCCUGGAAGAGUCGCCGUGCGGCCGCUGGCAGAAGCGGCGCGAGGAGGUGAACCAGCGUAACGUGCCGGGGAUCGACAGUGCCUACCUGGCCAUGGACACGGAGGAAGGCGUGGAAGUUGUUUGGAAUGAAGUUCAGUUUUCUGAGCGGAAGAACUUUAAGCUUCAGGAAGAAAAAGUUAAAGCGGUGUUUGACAACUUGAUUCAGCUGGAUCAUCUGAACAUUGUGAAGUUCCACAAAUACUGGGCUGAUGUGAAGGAGAACAAGGCCAGGGUGAUCUUCAUCACUGAGUAUAUGUCUUCAGGGAGUUUGAAACAGUUCCUGAAGAAGACAAAGAAAAACCACAAAACUAUGAAUGAAAAGGCCUGGAAGCGAUGGUGUACCCAGAUCCUCUCUGCUCUCAGGUACGUGGGGAUCCUGGCAGUUGGGACUGAUGUGGUGGGGAGUGCAGGAGUUGAGCAUCAGGGAGCUCUCCAGAGUAUCCAGCUUCAUAACCUGGGUCUCACCACAGCCAGGAGGAUGUUGCAGAGAUCUUUGGGCUGCCUGGUUCACCUCACGUUCAGAAGUGAAGUGAUUUAUCUGGGAGAUUCUGGUUUCCUAGAUAAAAAAGGAAGUGAGCGCGACUGGACUUGUGGUCCAGAAGAGGAAUCCUCCAGAUGCUGUCUCUAUGGAUGUAAGUGCUUUGCUGUUCAUCAACUCAUUGACUUUAUCUCGUUUUACUUCCCGCUCACGGGCUGCUCUGUUACAACAGUCUUUCAUAGGAUAUUUGCUAAUGUGGCACCGGACACAAUUAACAACCACGUGAAGACCUGUCGUGAGGAGCAGAAGAACCUGCACUUCUUUGCCCCGGAAUACGGAGAAGUUGCCAACGUCACCACUGCUGUGGACAUCUACUCCUUUGGGAUGUGUGCACUGGAGAUGGCGGUGCUGGAGAUCCAGGGGAACGGGGAGUCAUCCUACGUGCCGCAGGAGGCCAUCAACAGUGCCAUCCAGCUGCUGGAGGACCCCCUGCAGCGGGAGUUCAUUCAGAAGUGUCUAGAGCAGGACCCUGGCAGGCGCCCCACGGCCCGAGAGCUCCUGUUCCACCCGGCGCUGUUCGAGGUGCCAUCGCUGAAGCUGUUGGCUGCUCACUGCAUCAUCGGGCACCAGCAUAUGAUUCCUGAAAACGCUUUAGAAGAAAUGACCAAAAACCUCGACAUGAACGCGGUGUUGGCAGAGAUCAACCAUGAGGACAGGGAAGGAGUCAAGAUGAUCUUCUCACAAUCUCCGGCGUUGGAGCUGGACAAGUUCCUGGAGGAUGUGAGGAAUGGAAUCUACCCCCUCACAGCUUUUGGGAUGCCGCGGCCCCAGCAGCCUCAGCAGGUCGUGGUGAAAUCCCCCAUCGCUCCCCCGUCGGUGAAAACCCCAACUCCAGAGCCCGCCGAGGUGGAGACCCGCAAGGUGGUGCUGAUGCAGUGCAACAUCGAGUCCGUGGAGGAGGGGGUGAAGCACCAUCUGACACUGCUGCUGAAACUGGAAGACAAGUUGAAUCGACACUUGAGCUGUGACCUGCAGCCCAAUGACAACAUCCAGGAGCUGGCAGCUGAACUGGUCCAGCUUGGAUUCAUCAGCGAGGCUGACCAGAGCAGACUCACCUGUUUACUUGAAGAGGCGUUUAGCAAGUUCUACUACACUCGGAACGGAUCCCUGACGGCAGUGACUGUGUCAUCUUAGCCCCACGGCUCCCGGGGCCAGCGCGGCCUCGCUGCCUGCGACCCCUCUGUCUGCCCACCACUGUCGGGCAUCCGCAAGACCCCAGCUGCAGUGCUUGGAAGCUCAUCCUGCAUGUGCCGUGGCUGGGCUCAGUGACAGUCCUCCCUGCCCGCCUCUAAAGGGGACUUUGCGCAUCAGUAUUAUUUCCAGCCCUGUUUUUGUUGGGAUUUUGCCCAGGUCAUGCUGCAGAGCUGAGGCCUGGCUCGGGGUGUUCUGCAGCCCCACUCAUGUGCAUGGAGUUUGUUCUGUUUGAAUUGUACAAAGUGUCUUUUGCACAGCACCGAAAUGGGGUUUUUUUGUUUUGUUUUGGUUUUUUUUUCCUUUUUCUUUUUUUUUCCCUUGUUUUAAUUUAAAGGUAAGCAGGGGUGAGCCCCUAUGCCCCGCACCCAUCUGCACCCCCCGUCACUCCCCCCGUUCCCGGGCCGCGGGGCCCGGGGGUGGCCGGGCUCCCCACCCUGCCCGGCGCUUCGCUCCCGCCCCCGGCUGCACUUUGUUUACUGGUUCGCACCCGCCCGGGGCCGCGGCGUGAGCCCGGGGCUGUGGCCCCCGGGCCGUGGCCCCGCGGCCCUGGCAGCCCCCCCGCCCUCCCUGCGGGCCCCGCGGGCCCCCGGGGCUGCGGGGGCUGCAGCGGCCCCGUCGCCCCCGUCCCGGCGCGUGGCGGGGCUGAGCCGCGGCUCCUGCAUCUCAUUUCUAUCAUUUCCUAUUUUUAAUAAACUGUUUUGUAAAUA